AUGCCAUCUUCAAUCCCAAUCAUCGACUCCCACAUCCAUCUCUUUCCGGAAACCCACCUGUCCACUCUUGCCUGGCACAGCGCAGACAAUCCUCUCGGCUCCCAAUACUCAGUAGAUCAAUAUCGCAUUGCAACUUGUUCUACCCCAACAUCAACCUCCUCCUCUUCUGAAUCGGGAUUCUUCCUCCGCGGCUUCAUCUUUAUCGAAACCGACCGCCUCUCUUCUAUAGAGGAGAGCUCCAGUCCAGGAUGGGGAUAUGCGCUUGAUGAAGUCUCUUUUCUCGUGCGCGUUGUGUGUGGAGAGCCUCUUCCUGGAGAAGGGCAUUCGUACGAGGAUAAACGACUAUGUCUAGGGAUCGUCCCGUGGGCUCCUGUUCCCGCAGGCGCGGAAACGUUGGAGCGGUAUAUGAAGUUGCUCGAGGAGAGGACUGGAAAGGAUGUUUUUCGGAGGAAAGUAAGAGGGGUGAGGUAUUUGGUGCAGGAUAAGCCAAGUGGGACGAUGUUGAGGGAGGGGUUCGUGGAGGGAUUGAAGUGGUUAGGAAAGAAGGGGUUGGUGUUCGAUUUAGGAGUCGAUGCGAGAUCAGGCGGGUUGUGGCAGUUGAGGGAGGCCGUGAAGAUGAUGAAAAGAGUUUAUGCGGAUGUGAACGAAGAUGAAGGGGUGGUAAUUGUUAUAAACCACCUCUGCAAACCCAACCUUCGCCUGCCAUACACCUCUCGCGAGUCCAUAACCUCCCAUCAUGAAUUCGUGGAAUGGGAGAGUCUCAUAACGACCAUGUCGACACAUCCUAAGACAUACAUGAAGUUAUCUGGUGGCUUUUCUGAACUUUCUCCCCUCUCCUUCAAUAUAGAGCCGGAUAUUGAUUCGCUAGUGAAGCGAAUCAGUCCAUGGACGGACGCGGUUUUCGAGGCAUUUGGUCCCGAACGAGUUAUGUUCGGAUCGGAUUGGCCGGUAUGUAAUAUUGGCGGUGGAGGGAACGAGGUUUCGUGGCAGAGAUGGAAGAACGUUGUGGAAGCUGUGUUGGAGAGGAGGGGCUUGGAUGAGGAACAGAAGAGGGGCGUUUGGGGGGAUGUGGCUGUCAAGGCAUACGGGAUUGGACUCUGA
This is a messenger RNA of Paecilomyces variotii, 1101 nucleotides long. Its product is annotated as amidohydrolase family protein. The transcript is spliced from 2 exons. NCBI's taxonomy places the organism in Eukaryota, Fungi, Ascomycota, Eurotiomycetes, Eurotiales, Thermoascaceae. The record is from RefSeq and is a predicted model, not a curated record. Gene Ontology annotation, molecular function: hydrolase activity. The coding region runs from base 1 to 1101 and encodes 366 amino acids.